This is a messenger RNA of Striga asiatica, 990 nucleotides long. The record is from the annotation of a GenBank genome assembly. NCBI's taxonomy places the organism in Eukaryota, Viridiplantae, Streptophyta, Magnoliopsida, Lamiales, Orobanchaceae.
AUGAUAGAUGAAAGUUUGAAAACGAGGAGAGCGGAUCCAUGCGCCAAAUACAGAAAAGCGGCAGCAUGCUUUCCCGUGCGCUACUCCAUACCCUUGAAGGGAGACGAUGAAUACGUGUUCGCAGUCACGGUUGGCCUCGGCACACCUCCAACAACAAACUCCCUCAUUCUCGACUCCACCACCGACAUUAUGGACAAACUUAGCCUACACCCAAUUGCUAACUCUAAACUGCCUGCAGAUAAGGAUAUUCUGUUUGGGUGUAGCCAAGCCAGUUGGGGAGAAGUUGUUGGUGCUGAAGCCGGAUUUAUGGGACUCGGCACAGGCAACUUGUCCAUUGUCUCCCAAACUGCUGCAAACAGCUACUUCUCCUACUGCCUCCCUUCCAACACCUUCUCCCAAGGCUUUCUUGCACUUGGAAAUAAGGGUAGUUUUGAUAAAUAUAACAAUACCAAAUUCACACCCUUAUUAAGUACCAGCCCGAACGAUUACAGAUAUAGUUCGAGUUACUUCAUCGACACUAUCUCUAUAGCCGUGGACGGAUGCAAGUUGGAGAUAAGCCCCGCGGUCUUAUCGGGAGGCACGUUGAUAGACACAAUAAGCACUAUCGGCGUUCUCCAUCCGCAAGCAUACGCCCCAUUAAGCCGUGAAUUCAAGAAACAGGUGAUUAACAACCACGGAUUCACAUCUGCACCGCCUUACACAACCGAAGAUAAUCACACUCUGCAUACUUGUUUUUUUACUCCUAAUAAUACCACAAAACCCACCACCGUCCCGAUUGUCACCUUCACCUUCAAGGACAAUGUGAAAGUCGAUUUGGAUGCUUCUGGAACGCUUUUUGUGGUCAACAAAUCAAUAGUGUGCCUUGCUUUCCUCGAAAGUAAGUACUAUUCGUUUCCGGUGGUUUUCGCCAACACUCAACAGAAGACAUAUGAGGUGGUGUUUGAUGUCGCCGGAGGGAGAGUUGGGUUCCUCCCCAACCGUUGCCCUUGA